AUGGAUUAAUAUCAACCAAAUGAAGAGAAGUAAACAAGCAUUACAAAGCAAAUCAAUACUAUUCAUAGCAAUAUAAAUAAAAUUCAAAAUUCAAUAAUUGAUAAUAUUCCUUAAAUUCCACAAAAAAGCAAAGUUAUUAUAUUUUUAGGGUACUUUGAAAAUAAAUUUGAUUCUUUCUAUAGUCAUUUUGAGAAAAAAGAAGUCCUUUUAUGUGGAGACUAUUUUAAGUUGGUCAAAAUAGAAAAAAAAGGGAAAAUAAGUUAUUUAUUAUAUUUCCCUUCAAUAUUAUCGUAUGAAGAUCAAAAUGAUGAAAAAAUUGCCUAAAAUUUAUGCAUUUCAAAAAUUUAUGCUGAAUUAGUAUUAAAAAAAAUGGAAACUUGUUAUUUCUAUUUAAUUUUAGAUAUUUCAUAAUUAACAGGAGAUGAUGAUAGGGGAAAAUUAGAUAAUAUUGUUAAAGAUUCGAUUUUUUACUUCGGAUCUUUCUAUUUUAAAGAAAAAUAAUUUUUCUUUUUAAGAUAUCAACAAGAUGAUAAAUGGGAUUAUCACUAAUUUUCAAAAUAGUUUGCAUUAUUUUCUUAUUUUUAAAAGGAUAAAUAAUUGUAAAUUUAAACUUAUCGUGAUAAUGAAAUUUUGAAGACAAUAUUUAAAUCUAGUAAUUACACAAAGGCAAAGAAAGUUAAAUCCGAUGAUUAGAUUAACUAUGGAUAAAUGAUGACAUAUUUAUAAAUACAAUAAAGGUUUUUAAAGGAAUAGAUUAAUGAAGAUCUUAAAUAAUUUUAAAUAAUCCUCCUUCACUUAUAAUAAAUGCCAAUCAUCAAAAAUAAUUUUGCAGUUGUGGAGGAGGUUGAAAAUUAUUUAAAAGAAUUAUAAGCAGGUUUUAUGGAGGAAAAGAAUUCUCUAAAAGAUGAUGCUUCACAAAUUGUCUAGGUUUACAAUUUUAUUAAUAAAGUGAAUUAAGGGCAAAAUGCUUAAGAUAUAAAUAAGAGAUAACAAAAUUAAUUAAGUCCUUAAAUGGUACAAUUUAAGGAAGAAGUUAAAAUUUAAGAAUUAAAAAUUUAACCCUUACUUAGUGAUGAGGUGAUUUAUAAACUUUAUGAAAUAAUUAAAUUUUUCUAAAAAUAUCAUAAUAACAUAUUCAAAAAUGAGAAAAUAUUUGAAGUAUAAAAACUAACAUUAAAUCUUAAAUAAUGGUCUUCCAAUUGUAAUGAUACUUUAGAAAAUACGUUAUAUGAGCUAAAAUAUAUCACUUCAAGAAUAUAAGAUGGACCAUAAAAUAAAAUUGAAAACGCAAUCUAUUUUAUUGGUAUAACAAAAGUAGGAAAAUCAACCAUUAUUAAUUCACUUCUUAAUCCAGAUAACAUUAUUUAAGAAGACUUUGUAGGAUAAAAAUGUUAUGGAAAUAAAAAGGAAACAAAAUUUGCAAUUGGUAAAGGUGGAGUUAGUGAAACUCAAAAUAUCUAUGGAGUAUACAUUGGAAAAAGGGAAGAAGUUAAUUAAAUCUUUGAUUAAAAUGAAAAACAUGUUUUUAGUAUUGAAGAAAUAUUAGACAAGGAAUAAAUUCAAAAAUGUAAAAUACCUUAAAAAUAUUUCCUNUUAGGGUACUUUGAAAAUAAAUUUGAUUCUUUCUAUAGUCAUUUUGAGAAAAAAGAAGUCCUUUUAUGUGGAGACUAUUUUAAGUUGGUCAAAAUAGAAAAAAAAGGGAAAAUAAGUUAUUUAUUAUAUUUCCCUUCAAUAUUAUCGUAUGAAGAUCAAAAUGAUGAAAAAAUUGCCUAAAAUUUAUGCAUUUCAAAAAUUUAUGCUGAAUUAGUAUUAAAAAAAAUGGAAACUUGUUAUUUCUAUUUAAUUUUAGAUAUUUCAUAAUUAACAGGAGAUGAUGAUAGGGGAAAAUUAGAUAAUAUUGUUAAAGAUUCGAUUUUUUACUUCGGAUCUUUCUAUUUUAAAGAAAAAUAAUUUUUCUUUUUAAGAUAUCAACAAGAUGAUAAAUGGGAUUAUCACUAAUUUUCAAAAUAGUUUGCAUUAUUUUCUUAUUUUUAAAAGGAUAAAUAAUUGUAAAUUUAAACUUAUCGUGAUAAUGAAAUUUUGAAGACAAUAUUUAAAUCUAGUAAUUACACAAAGGCAAAGAAAGUUAAAUCCGAUGAUUAGAUUAACUAUGGAUAAAUGAUGACAUAUUUAUAAAUACAAUAAAGGUUUUUAAAGGAAUAGAUUAAUGAAGAUCUUAAAUAAUUUUAAAUAAUCCUCCUUCACUUAUAAUAAAUGCCAAUCAUCAAAAAUAAUUUUGCAGUUGUGGAGGAGGUUGAAAAUUAUUUAAAAGAAUUAUAAGCAGGUUUUAUGGAGGAAAAGAAUUCUCUAAAAGAUGAUGCUUCACAAAUUGUCUAGGUUUACAAUUUUAUUAAUAAAGUGAAUUAAGGGCAAAAUGCUUAAGAUAUAAAUAAGAGAUAACAAAAUUAAUUAAGUCCUUAAAUGGUACAAUUUAAGGAAGAAGUUAAAAUUUAAGAAUUAAAAAUUUAACCCUUACUUAGUGAUGAGGUGAUUUAUAAACUUAAUGAAAUAAUUAAAUUUUUCUAAAAAUAUCAUAAUAACAUAUUCAAAAAUGAGAAAAUAUUUGAAGUAUAAAAACUAACAUUAAAUCUUAAAUAAUGGUCUUCCAAUUGUAAUGAUACUUUAGAAAAUACGUUAUAUGAGCUAAAAUAUAUCACUUCAAGAAUAUAAGAUGGACCAUAAAAUAAAAUUGAAAACGCAAUCUAUUUUAUUGGUAUAACAAAAGUAGGAAAAUCAACCAUUAUUAAUUCACUUCUUAAUCCAGAUAACAUUAUUUAAGAAGACUUUGUAGGAUAAAAAUGCUAUGGAAAUAAAAAGGAAACAAAAUUUGCAAUUGGUAAAGGUGGAGUUAGUGAAACUCAAAAUAUCAAUGGAGUAUACAUCGGCAAAUUGGAGGAAUUUAAAUAAAUCUUUGAUUAAAAUGAAAAACAUGUUUUUAGUAUUGAAGAAAUAUUAGACAAGGAAUAAAUUCAAAAAUGUAAAAUACCUUAAAAAUUUUUCCUUUUCGAUUGCCCAGGAUUUGAUGAUAAUUGUAAUGAAUUAAUGAGAAUAGCCCACAGAAUUAGCUUAUAUAAUUAUUUCAAAAAAACAAAAAAUAUAAUUGUAUUUUUUGUAAUUGAUAUUUCUCAAUAAUCAAUUGACCAUAUUAAGAAUACUUUUGAUCCAAUAACUUAACUUUUAAAAAACAAAAAUCACAUAGUAUCAGAUUAUGACAAGUGGACAAAUAUAAUUCUAACAAAAGCAAAGAAAGGAUAAAGAUAAUAAUAUCUUGACAAUUGGAAGUUGGUGUAUAAAGGUUAUUUGGAUGAAAAUUAUAGUUUUUAUAAAAAUUUAUUUGAAAAAAGAUGUAUAGAAUUUGAAAAACCAAAAAUAAAAGAUAUUUAAAUUAUUGUUGGUAGUUUAACUGAUAAAAUUAUCGAGAUGUCAUCAUAGUAACUUCAAUCAAAUCAAGCCUUUACACCAGAAUUUCAGGGUGUUCUUGAUCCUAAAAUUUAGUCACUCUAUGAACAUUGCAUACCUAAAGUUAAAUAGAAGUUAGAAAGUAUUCUAAAAUUCUUCUUAGAGGAUUUAGAUGAGUAUAUAUUGGAAAGUAAUGAUAGUAUAGAAAUGAAGAAAGAAAAAAUAGAAAAAAUUUAAAGCAUUUUGUUAGAUAAAAAUACAAAGCAAAUGGUUAGCUUAAUAACAUAUAAUAACUGUAAAGAUAUUCUUUACGACCUAUCAAACUGGAUUAAUGGUAAUCCGUAUUUACAAAAGAAUGAUAUUUUCAUACAAUAAUACAUAGAAGAUAUGAAAUCUAUUUUAAAAAUAUCAUAAUAUUGCUAAAAAAUAAAGUAAAUAGCACCGUUUGAGAUUAAAAUUGAUAAUCUUGUUAAUAAGAUUAAAAAUAUCAUUUUAAUAAUUGAAGAUACUAAAUAAUAUUAUUAAAAUUGGAAAUAUGCUGGGUAUGCUGCAAGUCUUAUAACAGGAGUAAUGUCUUGUGGUACAUCCCUUGCGUUAUUAGAAGUUUAAGCUUUGGCAGCUUUGGCUAGGCAAUUUUUAUUAACAAGAGGUAUCUUGUUGUGCACAACUGUAGGCACUGGAUCUUUUUCAGCAGGUACUGGUUAUAUUACGGUUCUAAUUGAUGACUGGAAAAAUUAACAUUUGAGGAAGAAAUAUUAAGAUUAAUUGAAAAAAUAGAAAAUUUUACAAGAAGAAUUUUAAUAAAAAGUUAAUUUAUUAGAAUCCUAAUAUUAAUCAAAAAUAUGAGUGAAACAAAAAUGAAAAGAAUGAGAUUUAUUUUAUUCAAAAUUAUUCCAUUUAUAAAC
Molecule: messenger RNA, 4343 nt
Organism: Paramecium octaurelia
Lineage: Eukaryota; Ciliophora; Oligohymenophorea; Peniculida; Parameciidae
Source: the annotation of a GenBank genome assembly